GCUCUCAAGUUUCUUCCUCUUUGGUGGUGACGCCAACAGGGAGACGGGUCCAAAUGCAGACCUCGGUUCUGACUGGCAGCUCUUCCUGGCAUGGAUUUAGAAGAAGCGUUCCAAGUUGUCGGCGAGUUUGGACCCUAUCAGAAGCGGACAGUGGCUGUUCUCCUUCUGACACAGGUGUACAUGGCCUGUCAGUCCAUGCUGAUUGUUCUGGUUGGAUCCACCCCACAGUUCCGGAUAGAGCAGCAGGAAGGCGCCCCACUCAGCCAGCAGGAGCUCCCCCAACAAGUCACCUUUACAGAGGACAUCGACUCCAUUGUGACUGAGUGGUUUCUCAUCAAGCAGCAGGCCUAUAAAGUCAGUCUAGCUGGGUCGCUGUUCUUUGCUGGGCUUCUGGUGGGGAACGUCAUCUUUGGGCCUCUCUCUGACAAGAUCGGCAGGAGACCCGUCUAUUUGAUAGGUCUGUUUUUCGAGGUGGUCUUUGGUUAUGUGACGGCCUUUGCGCCAAGCUAUGAGGUCUUCGCGCUGUCUCGCCUCCUGGUCGGGCUGAUGAACGGUGGCAUCGGCCUGGUCUGCUUCGUCCUCACUCAGGAGUACGUGGGCAAGUCCUACUGGGCCAUGACCGGGACAUUGACAAGUAUGACUUUUGCGGUCGGUAUCGCUCUGUUCGGCGCUCUGGGCUACGUCAUCCGGCCGUGGAGGAGCCUGGCCACAGCAGCCAAUUCGUCUGGGGUCCUGAUCUUCCUGCUCUCUGUCUCUCUUCCAGAGUCUCCUCGCUGGCUGUAUUCCCAGGGUCAGACGUGGCGAGCUGAAGAGGUUCUGCGCCACAUGGCACUUAGGAACGGCAACGCUGCUAACAAGCUGAUGUUGCGGCCAGUUGGGGUCACUAAAGCCGGUAACCAUGACGACAGGGGUAUGGGUGUCCUGCAGCUGGUGAUCCAUCCAGUCCUCCGUCUGAGGACCAUGGUGCUCAUGUUCGUUUGGUAUGCGUGCAGCCUGGUGUACUACGGUCUGACUCUGGGGGCCGGCGCCAUGUCCGGUAACCGUUAUGUUAACAUGGCCAUGUACGGCCUGGUGGAGCUGCCCGCCUACCCUCUCUGCAUAUACUUCAUUAACAAGCACUGGGCUGGGAGGAGGAAGAGCAUGGCCAGCUUCCUGUGGCUGGGUUCUGCACUGAUGUUCUUAAGUGACCUGAAGUUAAUUAAGAUUGGAUCAAGAAUAGCCGUAAGGUUUCAGUUGGUAGUUUUUAUGCCUCAGCACCAGCGAUAG
Molecule: messenger RNA, 1266 nt
Organism: Monopterus albus (swamp eel)
Lineage: Eukaryota; Metazoa; Chordata; Actinopteri; Synbranchiformes; Synbranchidae
Gene: slc22a15
Product: solute carrier family 22 member 15
Exons: 10
Coding region: 91-1266 (391 amino acids)
Biological process (GO): transmembrane transport
Cellular component (GO): membrane
Molecular function (GO): transmembrane transporter activity
Source: RefSeq, a predicted model, not a curated record